UUAAACAAUCUCUCCUUUCUCUCCUUUGGCCUUUUUUCUAUAAAAUCUCUAUCAUUCUCCCAAACACACCCUAUUUUCUCAUUUUCUUCUCAUUUCCUUGUGACUAUUGCAAGUGUUCAUGGAUAUCUUUUGAAGAGCUGAUCAAAGUAGCUUUCUACACAUCUUAGUUCUGUGGAAUGGGCCUCACUUCUCUCCAAGUUUGCAUGGACACUCCUGAUUGGCUACAGGGCGUUGUCGACGAGGAGCGGAGAAUGGAUUCUUCAUCUUCACCAUCCGGUGAAAUGAUCACAUGCCCAAGGCCCAUGCUAGAGAGGAGGCUAAGGCCCCAACAUGAUCAAGCUCUCAAGUGUCCCCGUUGUGAUUCUACACACACCAAAUUCUGUUACUACAACAACUACAGUCUCUCUCAGCCAAGAUACUUCUGCAAGACCUGUAGAAGGUACUGGACUAAAGGUGGGUCCCUCCGUAAUGUGCCAGUUGGAGGCGGUUGCAGGAAGAACAAGAAGACAGCUACGAAGAAACCAACAGAUCAAUCUCCCAACCAACAUCUGGAUAUCUCCCACAUGUCUGCACCUGAUCUCCACCUCUCUUUUAGUGGGCCCCAAGUGGCACAUAUCAACACUAUGCUAGGAAACCCUAAUUUUGCAGAAUGCAAAUAUGAUUCAAUGCUGGGGAGCCAUAGAAAUGUCGAAUUCACGGAGAAUAAGUUCGACGCGAUAUUAGGAAAUACUAGGAAUUUCUCUUUCAUGGGAAGCAGUGAGUCGAGCCAUUUGGGUGGUUUAGGAGAAGUAGGCCAUGGGUUCAACCCAUCUAGCCUUCAUGGGCUAACUUCUCCAUUUGGGUUUUCCAUGGAUGGGACCCAUAGUUCGUAUAUGGAAAACGGAGAGAGACUGUUGCACCCGUUUGGAGGAAAUGAUGAUUCAAAUGCAAUGGAAAUGAAGCCAAGCAACAAGCUCUUAUCACUUGAUUGGCAGGACCAGGGUUGCUCUGAAGUUGGAAAGGAUACAUUCGGGUACCCGAUGACUCGACUAGGAUCAUGGUCAGGUGUGAUGAACGGCUAUGGACCUUCCACGACUAACCCAUUAGUCUAGAGUGGUGGAGAUGGACGGAUCUUACUCUCUAGUCUCUACUGCAUGGGAAGUUGUUCACUAUACUUUGGUGAAGAAUGAGCACCGUUGAUCAAUGCAAAUGCACACAAACAUUGUAGGCGUGGCAUACGUGUACCUCAAUCCAAAGCGUCAAAAUUGAUUGGACGAUCAUGACCUUUGAUCGACAGACAUUUUGUCGUAUUUAGACCGUUAACUGUUAUUCAUUUUAACCCGUCCAUUUGCUAGCCACCGACUGGACCUUUAAAGUAACCCAUUCAGUACAAAAUUUUGGUUAUGACCCAGAAACAGUGCGGCCCACGAUUUGAACGGUUUGGAUUGGGGUUAAAUAACUUCCAUCUCUAGUAUCACUGCGUGCGUUACUCAUUGGCUGAUCUCGUCCACCCAUUUCAGAGAUGUUUUGAACUUUUUUUUAAAAUUCAUGUUUAGAGAAGAGGCUUCUAUGAGAUGAUUGAAGAGAUAAAUAGCUUACUCA
Messenger RNA from Magnolia sinica, 1581 nucleotides. Its product is annotated as dof zinc finger protein DOF5.6. Gene Ontology annotation, molecular function: DNA binding; DNA-binding transcription factor activity. Lineage: Eukaryota; Viridiplantae; Streptophyta; Magnoliopsida; Magnoliales; Magnoliaceae. Gene Ontology annotation, biological process: regulation of DNA-templated transcription. The record is from RefSeq and is a predicted model, not a curated record. The transcript is spliced from 2 exons. Bases 177 to 1091 code for a protein of 304 amino acids.